GAAACCCCAUGAUGCAAACUUCUGUCUUCUACACAAACCUAACCUAAGCAAACAGCCUUUAAAUUCCCAACAAAAAUGGUAAUUGUUAAUUUAUACUCAAAAUGUUUAAAAAUAACUUAUAAAAACUAUCUAUUUUCAAAAGCAAAUUUUUUUAUUGUACUAACAACGUUAUUAAAUGUGAUUAUUCCAUUUAUAUUUUCUUAUAAUAGUCGAGGUUUCUGGUUAAAACAUGAUACGAUUUAUGAACAACCGGAUGUAAAAUUUAAAGGUGAAUAUAUUUUUUUAGCUCAUACAAAUGAUAUAGGUUUAAAAUUUAUUUGUAAUAAUUUCGCGUAUUUUGAUGAUAAUAAUUUUGAGGAUUCUUGUUCAGAAAUAAAGGUGGUAGAAAUAGAUAACAAUUUUGAUGGGAAGGUUGACUUGUUUAAUUUUGAAUUACAUUUAAACCUUCCACAAAGUAUAAGUAUAACAAGAUUUGAUUUAAUACUUACUUUAGAUUACAAAUUAAAGGUAAAUAUAAGGGACCAUCAAAAUUUAUGUACAAAAAAAAACAUUUGUAUCUACAUUCUUCUUCAAGAAUUUUUACAAGAUACCAGUCAAAUUUAUAUUUCUUCCAUUCUUGAAUUAUCACAGCUAUACCCCAUUUUUUGUCACCCUAGAAUUAUUAAUACAGAAUUUAAUACUUCCAUUAUAAAUGAAAACGAUUUUGAUAGUUAUAAGUUUAAUAAUAUAAUUAAGAAUUAUUUUCAAAAAAAUGUUACAACACAUUUAAAAUCAACCUAUAAAUCGUAUGGAGGUCAAAGCGAAUUAUUUUCGUUAAAAUUAACGAUUAAAUAUCCUGAACACAUGUUUUAUUACACCCCAGGAUUUUGGCAAGUAAUAAAAUGGGCUUGGAUUCAAUACAUAUCAAUUUAUAUUAUUUUAUGGUGGAUUAUUAAAAAGAUUAGAAAUUAUGUUUUUGAUAAUCACAUAUUUGUUUUUUAUGAACAAAAUCCAAUUAAAUAUAAAAAAGAUUAAUUAAAGGCUUUGUUCUUACUCCAAUUGAUAUUUUGAGUGUCAAAAAUGAUAAGAUAUUAUAACCUUCAAAUUAAAGUGAUUUCACAAAAACCAAAUUUUAUAUUUUACAUAAAUUAUAUACCGGGUGUCCCAAUAAGUGUACUGAGAUCGACAAUAGUAAGGGUUAGAGGUUUGGGAAAAGAUCCUUAUCAGCAAAACAAAUAGAAAUU
Molecule: messenger RNA, 1223 nt
Organism: Onthophagus taurus
Lineage: Eukaryota; Metazoa; Arthropoda; Insecta; Coleoptera; Scarabaeidae
Source: RefSeq, a predicted model, not a curated record